Molecule: messenger RNA, 291 nt
Organism: Lactuca virosa
Lineage: Eukaryota; Viridiplantae; Streptophyta; Magnoliopsida; Asterales; Asteraceae
Source: the annotation of a GenBank genome assembly
AUGUUGGAAGAGGUUGAUGGUGAUGAUUCAUUGGUUAAUCAGACAGAAUGCCUCAAGCGUGCACUUGGAGAAAGAAGCGGUCAUACAAGAGGUGUUGGAAGAAAAGUGAAGAAUGUAGCACCAUAUUAUGGGCCAAGUACAUCAACCAAUACCCAAAACUUCAAUGCAUUUGCUCAAGAGUUGACUCAACAGAUGAGUCAACAAUUUACCGAACAGAUGCAUCAAAUGUUCUUAUCUCAAAAUCCAAACGCCCAACCACCACAAUUUCAAUUUACUUUUGAUCCUUCCUGA